GUAACUGGUCACACUUAAAAUAAGCAAGCCAUCGAAAUACGCAAAACUUACCGUUCAUAUUGAUUUAAAAGGCUUAAAUAGUUUAGAAAGCCACAAAAAUGACCACAGCUGCUCGUCCUACCUUCGAUCCUGCCCGCGGAGGGUCUGGACGUGGUGAAAAGGAUCUAAGUGCCCUCAGCAAGCAAUAUUCCAGCCGCGACUUGCCAGGCCACACCAAACUAAAAUACAGAGAGGCUGGCCAGGGCACAAGCGAGGAGAUCCGCAACCGUGACUUCCGCAAGGAGCUGGAGGAGCGCGAACGUGAUGCUCGCUCGGGAGCUGCUGGUUCUGGCAAGGCGCUGCCCUCCAUUGUGCGCAAGGCCAUCGAGGCCAACAGCACCGCCUCCAGCGGCGGCAACAAGCGUGUCAAGUUAGAUGCUGCCGCUCAGCAGGCCGCACAGCAACAACAGACUGUCAAUUUGGAUGCUGACGAGCCGCUGGACAACAACAGCUCCGACUCUGACAGCGACUCGGAUGACGAUGAUGCGGUCCUGCUGGCCGAGCUGCACAAGAUCAAACAGGAGCGCAUGCAGGAGGCCGCGCGUCGUGAGGCGGAGAAAAAGCAGGAGGACGAACGCAUUCGCAUGGAGAACAUUCUGUCCGGCAAUCCGCUGAUCAACUACGAGCCUGGCACAGCUGCUUCGGCUGCAGGACGUGCUUCUGGUCUUGGUGGCGAUCUGAAGAUCAAGCGGCGCUGGGACGAUGAUGUCGUCUUCAAGAACUGUGCCCGUUCGGCUCCCGAGAAGAAGACCCACUUUAUCAACGAUGCCCUGCGCUCCGAGUUCCACAAGAAGUUUAUGGACAAGUACAUUAAAUAGUAUCCAUAUAUGUUUCAGAUACGUUUUGUAAUAGUCUAAGUAACCAAAUUUUCAAACUUUUUUUUUCAUCUGUAAUUGCUAAAUAAAAAAUUGCAUUUUAUAAGCAU
Messenger RNA from Drosophila bipectinata, 964 nucleotides. RefSeq names its product spliceosome-associated protein CWC15 (gene c12.1). Gene Ontology annotation, biological process: mRNA cis splicing, via spliceosome. The record is from RefSeq and is a predicted model, not a curated record. Gene Ontology annotation, cellular component: catalytic step 2 spliceosome. Gene Ontology annotation, molecular function: RNA binding. NCBI's taxonomy places the organism in Eukaryota, Metazoa, Arthropoda, Insecta, Diptera, Drosophilidae.